AUGAGUUUUUCAGAGACAAACCAAGAAAUGGGGCAACAUGAAGACUCCAACAAGAGAUCGAACGCAAUGGUAUUAGGGAAAGUUACAGACAUUCAUACAGAAGUUGCAGCAGUAAAAGACUCGUUAACGGAUGCCAUUGAAGAGUUGAAGAACAAGGAAAGGUCCAUUGAAUCCUUGAAAAAGGAGGUUGCAAAGACUAAAGAGUUAGAGGAUAAAUUGGCGGAGAAAGAAGCAUCAUUUUGCAAGUUGAAAGAAGAGUUGAAUAAGGUGAAAUCGUUCGAGUCGGAAGCGAUGCAAUUGUUGUCGGAAGGGAAAAAAAGAAUCCAAGAACUGGAAGAAGAAGUUGAGAGAAGGAAAGGGUCGGAAAAGAAGUUGCAUGAUUCGCUGUUAGCUCAGACCAAAGAGUUGGAAAAAACCAAGGUUUCAUUGGAUGAAUGUAAGCAAGAAAUCAAGUCAUUGAUCCAAAAUAUAGAGAAAUUAGAGAGUUCGUCCGAUGUUGCCUCGCAGUGUUCAACAGGUGAUGAAGAACAAAAUUCAUUGGUGGAAGCCCUUGAAUCUGAGCUGCAAUCGACUAGAGAAAAGUUGGGGCGAGCCCAAGAUAACGAAAGGUUUGCUUUGUUGAAAGCAAAGAAUCUAGCUGAGGAAGUGAAGAAGUUGCAAAGUGAAUUGAAAACCACUAUUGAAGCAGAGGAAAACAACAAGAAAGCCAUGGAUGAUUUCGCUGUGGCGUUGAAAGAAGUUAUAACCGAGGCUAACCAAGCUAAAGAAAAGCUCAUGUCAACGACGAGUGAACUUGAGACAACGAAAGGGCAAGUUGAAGAACUGAAGGUGAAGUUGAAGAAGGUUGAGGAACAAUAUAAUGAAGCCAAGAAAGAAACGGAUCGGUGUAAGAUUGUUUCGGAGAGAUUAAGAUUAGAAGCUGAAGAAACCUUGAUUGCAUGGAAUGAAAAAGAGAUGGGGUUCAUUGAGUGUAUUAAGAAGCAAAUGCAACUAAACAAGAAAUUUCCCAACUCAAAGACACCAUUGCCCAAAAAGAAGCAGCUUUGA
Messenger RNA from Gossypium raimondii (Peruvian cotton), 1047 nucleotides. RefSeq lists its product as uncharacterized. Gene Ontology annotation, biological process: reciprocal meiotic recombination. The transcript has 2 exons. The coding region runs from base 1 to 1047 and encodes 348 amino acids. The record is from RefSeq and is a predicted model, not a curated record. NCBI's taxonomy places the organism in Eukaryota, Viridiplantae, Streptophyta, Magnoliopsida, Malvales, Malvaceae.